This is a messenger RNA of Peronospora belbahrii, 723 nucleotides long. NCBI's taxonomy places the organism in Eukaryota, Oomycota, Peronosporomycetes, Peronosporales, Peronosporaceae. The record is from the annotation of a GenBank genome assembly.
AUGUUGAGCUCCAUCGAACAGUCGAAACGCGCGGCAGCACGUCAAGCAGUGGACGAGCACGUCCAGAGUGGAUUUGUUGUAGGUAUUGGCAGUGGCUCCACGGUCGUAUAUGCUGCUGAACAUCUUGGAGAGCUCGUGCAGGAGCAAAAGAUUACGAACAUUACAUGUAUCCCCACAUCCUUUCAAGCUAAGCAGCUCAUUGCCCAGCACAAGCUCAUGCUGACUAGUCUGGACGAAAAUCCUGUCAUCGAUGUGACUAUCGAUGGUGCUGAUGAGGUGGACUUGCACCUCAACUGUAUCAAGGGAGGCGGUGGAUGUCAGCUGCAGGAAAAGAUUGUAGCCUUUGCAGCCAAAAAAUUUAUAGUCAUUGCUGACUACCGCAAAGAGUCGAAGAAGCUUGGUGAGCAGUGGGUCCAGGGUGUGCCUGUUGAGGUCGUCCCGAUGGCAUAUGUGCCACUCAUGUACAAGAUAGAACAGGACUUUAGUGGCAAGCCAGUGCUGCGCAUGGCCAAAUGCAAGGCUGGUCCUGUGGUGACAGACAACGGAAAUUUUGUGCUUGAUGUGAAUUUCGGAGAGAUCAGCGAUCCAAAGACGCUCUGCAAUCAUCUCAAGCUUCUUCCUGGUGUAGUCGAGGUCGGUCUCUUCUGUGGUAUGGCUCAGAAAGCCUACUUUGGACAGACAGAUGGCUCGAUCACGACACGCGUAGCGGAGACGUCUGCUUGA